CCGUGUUAUACUGUUUUGCCGUGCUGAGUUGAAAGCGUAGAAAAGCGCUCAGAGGGAGAAAGCGGGAGUACGUAUAUUUUGUAUUAUAAAGACCGUCAAAUUUUUUGUUUCUUUUUUCUUUAGCAGGACCCUGUCGACGUAAAAAUUUACAUUCCUUCCUCUUCCACCUACCUUUCCAUCAUGCUUCAGUCAUUGGUUCGUCCUGCUGCUCAAUCUGUUGCUCGCAAUACCUUCUCGCGUGCUUUCGCCUCCCAGGCUAGCACCUCCAUCCCGACUCCCGCUCCCGUUGAGCAGAGGACUAUUUCUCCCAAGAAGUAUGGUGGCAAGUAUACUGUCACCAUGAUUCCUGGUGAUGGUGUUGGUCCCGACUUGGCUGCCUCCGUUAAGGAUGUCUUCAAGGCUGCCAACGUUCCUGUUGAAUUUGAGCAAUACGAUGUCUCUGGUAUGACCUCUGCUGACGACAAAUUGUUCAAGGAAUCACUCGAUUCCCUUCGUCGCAACAAGGUCGGUAUCAAGGGUACUCUCUUCACCCCCGCUACCAAGCUUGGUCACACCUCCUUCAACGUUACCAUGCGUAAGGAUUUGGAUAUCUAUGCCUCCUUGUCUCUCUGCAAGAACAUUCCUGGCAUUGAUGCUCGCAUGAGCAACGUUGACAUUGCCAUCAUUCGUGAGAACACUGAGGGUGAAUACUCUGGUUUGGAACAUCAAUCUUACCCUGGUGUUGUUGAGUCUCUCAAGAUCAUCACCCGUGCCAAGACUGAGCGCAUUGCCCGUUUCGCUUUUGACUUUGCUGUCAAGAACAACCGCAAGAAGGUUACUGCUGUCCACAAGGCCAACAUCAUGAAACUCGGUGAUGGUUUGUUCUUGCGCACUUGCCGCGAUGUUGCCAAGGAAUACGAACACCACGGUAUCAUUUUCAACGACAUGAUUGUCGAUAACACUGCUAUGCAACUUGUCUCUCGUCCUCAACAAUUCGACGUUAUGGUCAUGCCUAACUUGUAUGGUAACAUUGUUUCCAACGUUGGUGCUGGUCUUAUUGGUGGUCCCGGUAUCAUCCCUGGCUGCAACAUCGGUCGUGAAUACGCUAUGUUCGAACCUGGUUGCCGUCACGUCGGUCUUGAUCUUGCUGACCAGAACGCCGCUAACCCCACUGCUAUGCUCUUGUCCUCCGUUAUGAUGUUGAGACAUCUCAACCUCGAUGAGCACGCCAACCGUAUCUCCAACGCUGUCUACGAGACCAUCCAAACUGGUACUGCUAAGACCAGAGACAUCGGUGGCAACAGCUCCACCACUGAGUUCACUGCUGCCGUCAUUUCCAAGUUGUAAAUUUCCCCUCACAUCCUCCUCCCCCCUCUCUUCACAUUUGUUCAGCCUUCCUUCUGCUGUUUAACUGGCCAUUUGUCUUAUUCUUUUUUCUAUCUCCAUCUUGCCAACAAAAAGAUUUUCAAUACAACACAAAACAAUAUAGAAUAUGUUGCCCUGAGCUAGUU
Messenger RNA from Umbelopsis ramanniana AG, 1490 nucleotides. RefSeq lists its product as uncharacterized. NCBI's taxonomy places the organism in Eukaryota, Fungi, Mucoromycota, Umbelopsidomycetes, Umbelopsidales, Umbelopsidaceae. Gene Ontology annotation, biological process: isocitrate metabolic process; tricarboxylic acid cycle. Bases 181 to 1326 code for a protein of 381 amino acids. Gene Ontology annotation, molecular function: magnesium ion binding; NAD binding; isocitrate dehydrogenase (NAD+) activity. The record is from RefSeq and is a predicted model, not a curated record. Gene Ontology annotation, cellular component: mitochondrion. The transcript has 4 exons.